Zingiber officinale is the source of this 1220-nucleotide messenger RNA. Its product is annotated as transcription factor bHLH96-like. The coding region runs from base 163 to 1113 and encodes 316 amino acids. Lineage: Eukaryota; Viridiplantae; Streptophyta; Magnoliopsida; Zingiberales; Zingiberaceae. Gene Ontology annotation, biological process: regulation of transcription by RNA polymerase II. The transcript is spliced from 3 exons. The record is from RefSeq and is a predicted model, not a curated record. Gene Ontology annotation, molecular function: DNA-binding transcription factor activity, RNA polymerase II-specific; RNA polymerase II cis-regulatory region sequence-specific DNA binding; protein dimerization activity.
UGACCUCACGUGACAACCUUGUUCUGUUCUCUUUCACUGAGGCCUUUAAAGCCUACUACUUCGCCAGCCACUCCUUCCCAUCCUCCCAUGGAAGAAAGCUUCUUUUGUUUUUUCUGUAUGUUAACCCUGAGUCCUCCUCCAUAGUACUCUCUUCGCAGAAACAUGGCUCUGGAAGCUGUAGUCUUCCUUCAAGACCUCUUUGGUUACACCAUGAGGGAGUUGUUCAGCAGUGGAGAGGAGUUCUGGGGCUAUGACUUCGGUGGUGGAGCAGGGGAAGAAGAUGAUAAGAGUGGGGUUGUGUUCCUUGGAGGCAAUGCAGGUGGUCAAGUUGGCAGGGGACUAGAACAAAAUGCGGCUUUGGGCACCUCUUGCUCCUCGAUGGUGCAAAUUGUUGACAAAUUCUCAUCGCUGGAGACCUACGCCACUGAUGAUGCCAUCAAUGCCAAACUGAGAUCCGGAGUAGGCCGGAGAAAGAGGCAGCGGUGGAGGAGCCAGAAGAACCAGGAGGAGGUGGAAAAUCAAAGGAUGAAUCACAUUGCGGUGGAGCGCAACCGGAGGAAACAGAUGAACGAGUACCUAAGUGUGCUCAGGUCACUCAUGCCGGCCUCCUAUGUGCACAAGAGUGAUCAAGCAUCCAUUAUUGGAGGGGCAAUAAAUUUCGUGAAGGAGCUCGAAAGGCUAGUACAGACUCUGGAAGCUCACAAAAGAAUCAAGCAGCGAGCUGGUUCUGCUCCCUUUGCCGAUCUGUUCACCUUCGCCCAGUGCUCAUCCGACUCUUACCGACGCGCGAAGUUCACCAACGAUGAGAAAACCAGAGAGACUAUAGUGCCUGCGCCAGACAUAGAGGUCUCCAUGGUGGACAGCCAUGCCAACCUCAAGGUCCUCUCACCGCGGCGCCCAAAGCAGCUGUUGAAGUUGGUGGUAGGAUUGCAGAACCUCAAUCUGACCACGCUUCACCUCAAUGUCACCACCAUUGAUGAAAUAAUCUUUUAUUCCUUCAGCCUAAAGGUGGAAAAUGAAUGCCAAUUGACUUCAGUGGACGAGAUUGCAACAGCAGUCCAUGAGCUACUUGGAAAGAUUCAAAGGGAGGAUGCCUUUGACCGUACCAUGUAACUGUGUUUUUAGGGUAAUAUCUUAACUGUAGUAGUUUAGCUCCAAAUGCUUGUUCAGGAUUCCUGUUUUGAACAUUUGGAAUGUGAAAAAGGAACUCUUUUGAUCAA